Messenger RNA from Vicia faba (fava bean), 777 nucleotides. The record is from the annotation of a GenBank genome assembly. Lineage: Eukaryota; Viridiplantae; Streptophyta; Magnoliopsida; Fabales; Fabaceae.
AUGAACGCCGGCGGAGCCACCAACCUUCACCAACUUACAGUAACCCACGCUCACACUCAACCUAAUCAUCAACCUUUUCCAUCAAUUCACCUACAAAAAAUUCCCAAUCACCCACGAAACCCACACUUUCUUCACAUGGGCACUUCUCAAAACUCACAACAUAGAACAAGCAGAAUGAUUCAUGAAGAGAGAUCCUCACAACCUAUCUCACGCAUGGGACGCAUCUAUCCGUGGUCUAUGCUCCACGCGCCAAGAAGAACCAGAAAGGGUUCUCUCAGUUCUGAAACAUUGUUCGGUAAGUCGUGGUGUUUUUGUAUCUUCCUCCGUUUUUUUGUUGCGCAAUUCAAAAACUUUUGCUAUGUGGGUCAUGUGGGUAAGGCUAUUGAGGUUCUUGACAAGCUCAAGGCUAAGCGUGAAAGAGGUAUCACAAUUGAUAUUGCUCUGUGGAAGUUUGAGACGACUAAGUAUUACUGUACUGUCAUUGAUGCCCCUGGACAUAGGGAUUUCAUUAAGAACAUGAUUACUGGUACUUCCCAAGCGGAUUGUGCCGUUCUUAUCAUUGAUUCCAUUACUGGUGGUUUCGAGGCUGGUAUUUCGGAGGAUGGACAGACCCGUGAACAUGCUCUCCUUGCUUUCACUCUUGGUGUCAAGCAAAUGAUCUGCUGCUGUAACAAGAUGGAUGCCACUACUCCUUCUGCCCUUCACACUUUCCGUGAAACUCCCUCUCACCUCUGCCAACAAUCGUAUUCCAUUCUUCCCUUUUUAAUUUUAAUUUGA